AUGGGGAAGGGCUACCACAAGAAGCUGGGAGUGAACAAGGCGGCCAUCGCCGGCACCGGCUCCGGGAAGAGCAAGGCCAUGCGCGGCGGGAACGGUAAACGCGCUGGCGGGGCCGGACCGGGGGGAGGCGCGAAGGCAGUAGCUGGCGCGGGCGGUGGGGGAUGGGGAGGCGCGCCGACGUUCUCUGCCACCGACCAUAGCACCAUCCAGACGGUAAGCUGGCAAACCUACCGAUCAUUAGCCAUUACGCCUUCUUCCAAGGCGGCCACCGCCGGGGAAGGGAAGGCCAAGGUCGCCGGCGGCGGCAAUGCUAAGCGCUCGGGAGGCGUGGUCACUGCCGGCCCGAGAGGAGGCGCGGUGGGCGCGGGCAGGGCCGGCCCAGGAGGUGCCAAGGGAGCAGCAGGUCGAGCGGGCGGUGGCGGCUGGGGCGGCGCGCAGCCAUUCUCUGCCACUGGCCAUAGCACCUUCGAGACGGACGUGCAUGCCACGAAUGAAUACUACGACUGUUCGUCUGAGCACGGUGUGUCAUUCUCUCCCACUGACCAUGGCACCUUUGACACGGCGGCGGAGAAAAUGAAUGAGUACUACGAUGAGGAGGAGAACCUUGGUUUGUCAAUGGACGAGGAAGAGGGCGUGCAGGAUGCUGAACUUGUGUCUGAUGCAAACGGAGAGGGUGACCACGACAGUGGCGGGGGUGGUGAUGACGACAAUGCCGGGGCUGUGAGUGGUGAUGACCUCUUCGACGGUGAUGACUACUACGACGAUGACGUCGCGGGGGGUUUUGACGGUGGCUACGAUGAUGAUGGUGGGGAUGGAGCUGACGACUGGUGGUAG
Triticum dicoccoides is the source of this 834-nucleotide messenger RNA. Its product is annotated as aspartate, glycine, lysine and serine-rich protein-like. The transcript is spliced from 3 exons. NCBI's taxonomy places the organism in Eukaryota, Viridiplantae, Streptophyta, Magnoliopsida, Poales, Poaceae. Bases 1 to 834 code for a protein of 277 amino acids. The record is from RefSeq and is a predicted model, not a curated record.